Molecule: messenger RNA, 328 nt
Organism: Paramecium octaurelia
Lineage: Eukaryota; Ciliophora; Oligohymenophorea; Peniculida; Parameciidae
Source: the annotation of a GenBank genome assembly
AUGCAAUAAUAAUUAACUUCUUAUGUUAUUUUAGAUCGUAAUCAAGAAUUUAAAGGAAUAGAGUUCUAAUUCAACCCUAGAAAGAUUGUUGUUGAAACAUCGAUCCUCUAGAAUCACUAUCAAAGUAUAUUGAUGCAGAUAAGCUAAAUGAAAUUCUCAGUAAUUAUUACAUUACUAGGAAGAUUACAAAAUUGAGGAUUCAAAAAAAGGAGAAGAAGGCAUGAAAUUGAAUUCGCAUAUUAAAUAUUAUGAUUUCUCUAGGCCUCCCACAGGUAUUCCUAAAAAGGCUUUCAGAGCAUAUAGUGCUAUAGCAAAGAAAAAGAAGUGA